GUUUUAAAACACUAGAGUGUCACUGUGAGUCAGCCCUGGUUGGUCUUCAAGAUUGUCCAGUGUCUGAAUCUGCGUGCCAGAAGUGGCAUCAAGCCCGGCAUGCCUAAUAUAUAUAUAUAUAAAUAACUUAUGUAUGGAAUGGACCUAUCAAUAAAAGUUAACUUUUAUUUCGAUGCAUUUAUAAAACACACCAUACAUAAAUUCAAUUCAAUUCAAUCAGAGCUUGAGCUUUCUUUCUUUUUUGUGGAUUUUCUUUGAUGCUUGCAAUGCUCAUUAGCAGCUCUCUUUGAUUGGAAAAAGAAAAAUAUUCAUCACCUGGGAAUAAUUGCAUCAAAUCUUACGUACAUGUUUUCGAUCUUCGCAUAUCUUGAAAAUCCACUGACUACUAUUACGUCAUUCCCUUAAAAAAACCAGCAUUAUUUUUUAUUAUUUCUGGCCGUGGAUCACAUUAAAUCUUUUAUUUCCAUGUCAACGACGGUUGUAGGCCAGAGGCCAACUCCUCAUCGGCCUUUUCGUGGUCUAGUUCAAGUCGGUUAUACUAGUACUAGUACUGGUACUGGUACUGGUACUGGUACUGGUACUGGUACUACUACUAGUUCACGAGCUACACCGCCAUCAACACCUAUCGAUGUGACAACAGCCCGCGAGGAAGCUUUACUUGCAAUCUCUGUCAAUGGAUGUAUUACUGGUGUCAGUCAUAUUAAACCGUUCUUUCUACCACCACGAGGACAAGGUGAAAGUAAUCAUAGCUCUGUAGAGAAAAGUUUAGGCUAUGGAGCAUUCGGUGUUGUCUGGUCAGUUAUCGAUCCACGUGAUGGUCAAAAAGUCGCACUGAAACGGAUACCACGGGUUUUUCAUAAUCCGAUUACUGCUAAACGUGUCCAUCGAGAGUUGAAAAUGCUUUCGUGUCUCAAACAUGAAAAUAUUGUUAAUUUAAUCGACGUUGUCAAGUCGGAGAGUUACCUUAAUUUCGAAGAAAUUUACUUUCUAUUCGAAUUAAUGCAAACGGAUCUGCAUAAAAUCAUUGUCUCACCACAACCCUUAUCAUUGGAUCAUGUAAAGAUAUUUGUAUAUCAAAUUCUACGAGGUUUGAAAUAUCUUCAUUCCGCUCGAAUUAUUCAUCGUGAUAUUAAACCUGGAAAUAUGUUAGUAAAUUCCAAUUGUCUUCUUAAAAUAUGUGAUUUUGGUUUGGCACGUAUUGAUGAUCCAUUUGGAGAGGCACAUUUAACUCAAGAAGUUGUUACACAAUAUUAUCGAUCACCUGAAUUACUGAUGGAAGCAACACGUUAUUCAUAUGCUGUAGAUAUUUGGAGUGUUGGAUGUACAUUUGCUGAGCUGUUAGGUCGUCGGAUCCUAUUUCCUGCUCGUAGUCCAUUGGAACAACUGGAGUUAAUCAUUAAUCUUACAGGUAGUCCUAGUCCUGGUGAUUUAGAAAGUUGUCAUCCAGACGCCUGUUGUUUUGUUCUAUCAUCGAGACUACGUGAUCCAAAUCUGUCUAUUCUGUAUGCGCUAACACCUGAUGUGAAUGAGUUAACUGUUCAUCUGUUGGGCAGUAUGCUCAAAUUCAAUCCGCGACAGCGUAUAUCCGCCAGUGAUGCAUUAAAUCAUCCUUUCCUUGAAGAAGCACGUUUACGUUAUCAUUCAUGUAUGUGUUCGUGUUGUCAUGAUGUCUCGUCAAAUUCUGGUAAUGAAGGUGUACAAACCACUGGAUUUUGUUGUGCUCCUUCACCGUCUGCAUCAUCGUCCUGUGCUUCAUCGUCUACACCCUCUUCGGAUUCCAUGCAGAGUAGUAAUAAUAAUAAUAACGGGAAAUCUCUACAUAGAUAUGAAGCUAAAACUGCUGCCAAUGCUAUGCCAUCCGGUAGUAAUUCAGCAUAUUCUUCUUCGGGUACAGCUAGAAGACGUUAUUUUCAUGAUUUGGAUCCUAUUUGUCCAAUUCUCCUUCCGCUUGAUCUGGACUCAGGAUUUCGUCGUCUCUCAGAUGCUAAACGUGUUCUCUGGGAUAGUAUUCAAGAAUAUUAUCGUCGAGACGAUCGUUUAACAAGAGUUGUGCUCAAUCGAAACGCUGCAAAUUAUAAUAAUUUCAUUAAUUCCUCAGUUGCACAAGCCAAAGAAAUUCCUGCUAGUCACCGUUGGCAUUAAAAAAUGUAGAAAAAAAGCGAAAGAAAGAAGGAAAGCGUAAAGAAAAGAAAAAACAACAACUGUCAAUUGAAUUAGGAUCUAAUUCUUCAAAAAAAACAAAACAAUAUAUCAACAAUAUGUGCGCAUGUGUAUAGGAGUCACUAUUAACCCUAACCACCACUGGUGUGUGUUGGAUCAAUCAGUGUUCAGAACGGUGUAAAAUUGUCUUCCAAAUGUUUUCUGUUUCUUUUUCUCGUUUUUGUUCAUCAUUCGUCAUCGACAUGAUCGCCAUUAUCAUCAUCAUCACCAUAAUCAUCGUCAUUACCAAGUGAGCUGAAAUCCACUAGUGUUUGUAUGUGUUUAUCAACAGUCCAAAUGAAGAAUCUCCUGAAAUUUUAAGCAUAAAUCAGUCUCGCAGUUGUCUACUCAUCAUUCAUACACAAACAUACACCAACAAUUACUAGCUACCUAUACCAAACAAUGUUCACUAUGGGUGACUACUACAUGACUGACUACCAGUACCAGAAUAAUAAUUAGUACUCCUACAAACACUAUCAUCUUUUUUGCGUCACAACGGCUGUAGGCAUCACUCUACGUGUUAUUUCUAAUAUGUUUUCACUUUUUAUUUCCUUUUUUUUCAUUUUUUCUUAAAAUGACUCUGUUAAUGUUUUUUAUUUAUUUAUUUUAUUUAUUUAUUUGCUUGUCUAUUUAUUUUACUUUAACUUUUUGACUAUAUUUUAUUGUAUUCGUUGGUUUGUUUACAUCGUGCUUCACAUGUGUGUGCGUCCAUGUUUUAUGUUGGUUUGUUUGUUUGGAGUCGGCGGUGUCUUCUUGGUGAUGUCUGUCUUUAAGCGCUGAAUCCAACCAACUAAAAAAGAACACAUACAGUGCAGUGAUCAUUGUUCUACCGAGUAAAUAUGGGGGGUUUUUCUGCUUUUUUCUGUGUGUGUAGCACCUCCUCCUCAGCCCCUUCACACACUCCCUACUAUCAUUAUUAUUAUGAUUAUUGUAUU
Trichobilharzia szidati is the source of this 3134-nucleotide messenger RNA. Lineage: Eukaryota; Metazoa; Platyhelminthes; Trematoda; Strigeidida; Schistosomatidae. The record is from the annotation of a GenBank genome assembly.